Molecule: messenger RNA, 1251 nt
Organism: Boeremia exigua
Lineage: Eukaryota; Fungi; Ascomycota; Dothideomycetes; Pleosporales; Didymellaceae
Exons: 3
Coding region: 1-1251 (416 amino acids)
Source: RefSeq, a predicted model, not a curated record
AUGGCCUCCUCACGGCAGUCCGGCUCGAGUGCACGAUCGAGCGAGACCACUGCUAUUGACUUCGAUUCGCCACGACCAAGUCCCACGAUGGCAGAGAACUUCGAACAGCGCAGGGAUUCCUGCGGUCCACAAUCGUCGCUCCCAAGAAGUACCGCACAGUCUUCAGUCUCAACCCUCCCCAGGAGCCUAUCAGAACCAUACCAGCCUAAAGAUCGCCAUGGAUGGCCGCGUCUUGCUGAUAUUAUGGCGGAGGUACCUUCGUUUGCUGCCUUCCCAAGGUUCAGGGAUUUGAACAUGAGGAACUUGCUCUUUUUCAAGGUGCAGCUAGACAUCUUACGAGAAGAUAUCUUGAAGAUGGAGGAUGAGCAGUUGAUCGACAUGGAACGUUACGAUACGAUUGUUAGAGGCGACAACCCAGAGGACCAAAGGUAUCAACAUAUGCUGCUUGAACUGCGCGAGUUACUGAAGAGCUAUAAUGAUACGUUGCUUCAACAUUCUCAAGUAUCAGCUCUCCCGAACCCAGAACCUCAUAACAUGCGUUCGCUUCGCAAGUGGAUUGGCAGCGACAAAGAUCUGGAGGUUUUAACUCGCACAGGAAUAGAUACGACCUGGGGCGAACCCGAAGAGGAAAACUCCCUUCGAAGCCAUGUGCGCUCUGUUCUUACAGCGUUGUUCCAAGCAAAACCUUCAACUGAGUUUGGAAAGGAUCUGGUCGUCACCCAUCCAGAGGGGAAGACCGAUGGGCUUACGAAGUGGAUCGUAUAUAAUCUCAUGCCUCUGUACUGGAGACUUCGAGAUGCCCCAAGGGCAAAGAAUCCAUCCAAGCCACCGAUCGAACUCGAGUUGCGCAACCUCGAAGCUCAGCAACAAGAUCCUGAAGCUCUGCAGGACAGAGAAAAGCCGAACGCCCCAAGACAACGCAGAGAUCCUGAGACCCUGGAGACGGUCUCAGAGGCAACUGCUUUUCGGUUCACCUCAGCUCUAUCUACAGUCAUUGCGAGCUUGACACCCAUUAUCGCCAUCGCUGUUCUUUCGCAGUUAUCAGGCACGCGCGAUCUCCUCCUGUGCAUUACUGGCUUUGCGGUAAUCUUCGCCAUCCUCCUAAUAUUCCUGACCCAAGGUACCUCCUCAAGAACAGAGAUAUUUGCAGCCACCGCAGCGUUCUCCGCCGUCCUCGUUGUAUUUAUCUCUGACCCGCCAAUCAAUAUAGAGAUACUGCCUGGUACGGAUAGGCUUACGGUCGGGACUUAA